Alnus glutinosa is the source of this 2271-nucleotide messenger RNA. RefSeq names its product pentatricopeptide repeat-containing protein At2g13600-like. NCBI's taxonomy places the organism in Eukaryota, Viridiplantae, Streptophyta, Magnoliopsida, Fagales, Betulaceae. Bases 186 to 1859 code for a protein of 557 amino acids. Gene Ontology annotation, biological process: RNA modification. The record is from RefSeq and is a predicted model, not a curated record. The transcript has a single exon. Gene Ontology annotation, molecular function: RNA binding; protein binding.
UUUCUAUAGAACGCAUGGAGGCUUAUUGUUGAGCUCUAAGCGGUGUCGUUUCUUCUUCUCCUUCCGUUUCCAUUCGCUUGCUUUCCCGCUUUCUGACUACAAGAAACUUUCAAGCUUUUUGUCUUCAAAAAGUUUUGUACAUGAAAAGCAAAAGAAGCACUAAAAGUCUAAAACCAUAAAAUCCCAUGACUCCAAAGCUGCCCACUAACCUUCCCUCUCUUCUAGGCUUUAAGUUCAUCAAAGCGUCGUGCAAAUCGGGUGAUUUGCAACGCGCACGCAACCUAUUCGAUAAAAUUCACGAACCAGACCUACGUACGUGGACUAUCUUAAUUUCAGCUUACACACAACAUGGGUUUCCUUGGGAUGCUAUAAAGCUUUAUACUUUAUUGCGAGCACGAGAAAUCAAUCCCGAUAAAUUAGUACUUCUGUCUGUUGCUAAGGCAUGUGCCACUUUGGGUGACAUUGUGAAAGCCAAUGAGGUUCACGAUGAUGCGAUUCGAUUCGGGUUUCACUCGGAUACUUUGUUGGGUAAUGCGUUGAUUGAUAUGUACGCCAAGUGUAAGUGUGUUGAAGAUGCGAGACGGGUUUUUGAUGAUAUGCGGGUGAAAGAUGUGGUUUCUUGGACCUCGUUGUCGUCUUGUUAUGUUACUUGUCAUCUACCUAGAAAAGGUUUGGAGGAAUUUCGUGAGAUGGUGCUAGAUGGGGUGAGACCCAAUGUGGUGACGGUGUCUUCAAUUCUGCCAGCGUGCUCUGAACUCAGAACUUUGAAUUUAGGAAGAGAGAUUCAUGGGUUUGUAGUGAAGCAUGGAAUGGGGGAGAAUUUAUUUGUUUGUAGCGCACUUGUUAGCAUGUAUGCUAGUUGUCUAAGCAUAAGGCAAGCCCAAUUGGUAUUUGAUAACAUGUCUCAACGAGAUAGUGUGUUGUGGAAUGUAAUUUUGACAGCAUACUUCUCAAAUAAAGAAUGUGAGAAGGCUCUUGAUUUAUUUUAUCAGAUGAGAAAUGAAGGUGUCAAAUUAAAUGAUGCUUCUUGGAAUGCUGUCAUUGGCGGGUGCAUACAAAAUGGACGAACUGAACGGGCCCUGGAGAUGCUUGGACAGAUGCAAGAUAUGGGUUUCACACCUAAUCAGAUAACAAUUACCACUGUCUUACCGGCUUGCGCAAGUUUGGAGAGCUUGAGGACUGGCAAGGAGAUUCAUGCUUAUAUCUUUAAACAUUGGUUUAUUGAGGACUUAACGACCACAACAGCUGUCGUUUUCAUGUAUGCUAAAUGUGGUGACUUGGAACUUUCACGAAGGGUCUUCAGUUUGAUGCCAAAAAAGGAUACUGUUGCUUGGAACACAAUUAUUAUUGCAAACUCCAUGCAUGGGGAAGGAGAAGAAGCCUUGUUGCUCUUUCAGAAAAUGUUGGACUCAGGAGCGAAGCCCAAUCCUGUUACUUUUUCUGGUGUUUUGUCUGGUUGUAGUCAUUCACUACUUGUUGACAAAGCCUUCUUAAUUUUUGAUUCAAUGAGUAGGGAUUACUCAAUAGAACCUGACAGGGAUCACUACUCCUGCAUGGUUGAUGUACUUAGCCGUGCUGGUCGCCUAGAAGAGGCAUAUGAGUUUAUACAGAAAAUGCCCAUCGAACCAACUGCUGGUUCUUGGGGAGCAUUGCUUGGUGCAUGUAGAGUACACAAGAAUGUGGAAUUAGCAAAAAUUGCGGCAAAGCGGCUUUUUGUGAUUGAACCUGAUAAUCCUGGAAACUAUGUAUUGUUAUCCAAUAUUUUCGCCACUUCCAAACUAUGGGAUGAAGCCUCAGAGAUUAGAAAAUUGAUGAGAGAUAGAGGAAUUACAAAAGAACCAGGCUAUAGUUGGGUUUAGGUGAGGAAUAGUUUCUACUUUUCUACUGUUGGUGGUAAGAAGAAUGAACAGUGUGAUAAGAUUCACAAAUUUUUGGAUGAAUUGGGCCAAAGAGUUUCCAAUGCUGAAUUUGUUCUGAAAGAUGUGGAUCAGGAGGAGAAAGAGGGGAUACAUAGUGACUGAAGUGAGAAGCUUGCAGUUGGUUUUGGGAUACUCAAUUUGAUUUGGGUUAUGAAGAAAUUACGGAUAUUUGGGGACUGUCAUAAUGCCAUUAGAUUCAUGACCAAGAUUGUUGGUGUGCAUAUCAUCGUCAAAGUGUAUUACAUUUGUUUUACGGGCUUACUGUUUUAUGGGUUGAUUUGUAUAAAUAUAUGGAAUAUGGGUUGAUGAAAUGGAUGUUGUGUAUGAUGAUUGUUGAAUGGAAAUGGUAAUA